Molecule: messenger RNA, 1520 nt
Organism: Dendrobium catenatum
Lineage: Eukaryota; Viridiplantae; Streptophyta; Magnoliopsida; Asparagales; Orchidaceae
Product: UDP-galactose/UDP-glucose transporter 5-like
Exons: 12
Coding region: 312-1343 (343 amino acids)
Biological process (GO): transmembrane transport
Cellular component (GO): Golgi membrane; endoplasmic reticulum membrane
Molecular function (GO): 3'-phosphoadenosine 5'-phosphosulfate transmembrane transporter activity
Source: RefSeq, a predicted model, not a curated record
UCUAAUCCGGAUUGGCUUACCCUCUUCGGUUUCUUGGUUGCGGUGAAGUAGAGCUUCCCUCUUCGGCGUCGCGCGGGGGAGAGCUUCGAAUGAGUCGCUAUGCCAUUGCCUGUCGAGGGUUUGCUUUUCCUCUUCUGCAUUUAUUCGUUGUUGUUAUGCUUCUAGUGAAGUAGAGUUUUGAAAGAGUCGAAGCUUCUCCGCCUCCUCCUCCGACGUCGUUCCUGUCGGAUCGGAAGUCGCGCCGGGAGCUCGCCGCAAAGGAUUUAGCUUAAAUCCUGCUACUAUACAGCCCCUCACGGCUUUGAUUUGUGAUGGCGGAAACUCUUAUUGGCACUUGGAAGGAAAGCAAGGCAGGUAAGCUCGUCUUUGCCGUGGUGGGGAUCAUGGCCACUCUCCUUGUCUACGGCGUUUUGCAGGAGAAGAUUAUGAGAGUUCCCUAUGGAGAAGAUAAAGAAUACUUUAGAUUCUCCUUGUUUCUUGUUUUGUGCAACCGUAUUAUAACUUCUGCAGUAUCUGGAGGCGUCUUACUGAUCAGUGAAAAGACAUUGAUUCCUGCUGCCCCAAUGCAUAAAUAUUGUGCAGUAUCAUUAUCCAACAUUCUUACAACAACAUGCCAAUAUGAGGCACUGAAGUAUGUUAGUUUUCCUGUUCAAACACUCGCUAAAUGUGCAAAAAUGAUACCUGUAAUGGUUUGGAGCACAAUUAUUAUGCAAAAGAAAUAUAAUGGAAAGGACUAUUUCUUUGCCUUGUUUGUGACAUUGGGUUGUUUUUUAUUCAUUUUAUAUCCGGUAUCAGAUGAUAUCAACCCAAAUCAAAUAGGAAGAGAAAGUACUUUGUGGGGCGUUACGCUUAUGAUUGGUUAUCUUGGGUUUGAUGGUUUUACCAGCACGUUCCAAGAUAAAUUGUUCAAGGGUUAUGACAUGGAGAUACAUAACCAAAUAUUCUACACUACAUUGUGCUCUACUUUUCUCAGUUUUUGUGGACUUGUAGUACAGGGUCAUCUACUUAUGGCAAUAGAUUUUAUGCUUCGCCAUCAAGACUGCAUCUUUGACGUCUUGUUGCUAUCCACGGUAGCAACCGCUAGCCAAUUCUUCAUUUCAUAUACAAUUCGAACAUUUGGGGCUCUUACAUUUGCCACCAUAAUGACCACAAGACAGUUGGUGAGUAUCAUGCUAUCUUGUUUCUGGUUCUCUCAUCCCCUUAGUUGGGAGCAGUGGUUUGGAGCUGUUAUUGUCUUUGGAACUCUCUACACCAAAAGCUUCCUGAGGAGCAAUCAGCAUAGUCAGUUGCCUUUGGUUCAAACAAAUGAUGAAAAUAAAACUCAAGGAAACAGUAAUUCUUGAGACCACAAAAUACACAUCUAACUUUUAAUUCAAUACUUAGGCUUCCUAUGGGACGGCUUUCUUACUACUUAAAGCAGUUUUCGAGUAUAAAAUUUUUAAUUUAUGUUCUAAAAAGCUGGUUUAAGAAGCAACAAGAAAGUCGUCCCAAACGAAGUCUUAGAUUUCGUUUGGGACGGU